Messenger RNA from Acaulospora morrowiae, 363 nucleotides. Lineage: Eukaryota; Fungi; Glomeromycota; Glomeromycetes; Diversisporales; Acaulosporaceae. The record is from the annotation of a GenBank genome assembly.
AUGUCUUCUGGAAUCAUUACAUCAUAUUUGAAUCAAAGAAGAAAUAAAUCUUUUUGGGGCUUUUUGUGUCGUUAUCGAGACACGAUAGUUGCCACCACUUCAACUACUUCCGCCUGGCGAGGCCUUAACGAUUCCUGGUCCGAACGUUUUUUAGCUGAAUCAAAAGGACUAUUAAACCCAACUGACUUUGAUAACUUGGAAAAACAGGUGUGUUCUUUUCUAUUUUGCAAAGGGAGGGUAACUCCUAGUCCUCUACUCAGGCAUCCUAACUUUGUCGUUGGUAAAGGUCUACUGAUUCCGGAGGUCGAAUCGGUUAUGUGUCUUUGGACAUCCCUUUAUUAUCUGAUUCCUCUAUAUUAUAGU